Messenger RNA from Oryzias latipes (Japanese medaka), 4456 nucleotides. It is a transcript of the gene aebp1b, whose product is annotated as AE binding protein 1b. Lineage: Eukaryota; Metazoa; Chordata; Actinopteri; Beloniformes; Adrianichthyidae. Gene Ontology annotation, biological process: peptide metabolic process; protein processing; regulation of DNA-templated transcription. Gene Ontology annotation, molecular function: metallocarboxypeptidase activity; RNA polymerase II transcription regulatory region sequence-specific DNA binding; DNA-binding transcription repressor activity, RNA polymerase II-specific. The record is from RefSeq and is a predicted model, not a curated record.
UCCUCUGGUCUGCUGCUCGUCUCUGAGGUGACACCACACUAAACUCUCUGCUGAAGAAGAAUCAGUAUCUGCAAACCCUCUAAUCCAGGAGUUACAGUGUGGGGGUUCACCUGUCCUCCCCUGUAGCCUCCAUCAGGGUUCGACCUCUGCACCUGUCUGGACUUGUCCAGCAGGUGAAGGGGAUUCUCCAGCUUUGUGGUGUUUUCUCAGCUGACCGUAGAUCCCUGCAUGUUCAUUUGCCUGGAUUACAGCUUUGUAUUCGUCUGUCUCUUCAAACUAACUCUCCUCCCUCCAGUCCAACCCCCCUCCAAUGCUGUCUAGCCCAGUCUGAGCCUGGCUGACAGUCUGGCUGCUGGUAGGUGCACAGCUGAAGAGUUUUCCUGCUGGAGCAGCUUCAUACAAAUAUUCUGGAGAAAGGGGUGAAAGGAGCAUUGUCUGCAGUGAGAGUGAGACAGCAGAAGCGUCAAUCUACAACAAGGAAUUAGAAGUUCAGAGGACAGCAGGUAUGAAACCCCCUGCAGUGACGGUGGGCCUCUCCCUGCUGGCAAUUUGCUGUCUGAUGGUCCCCCAAAGAGGGGAGACCGCUGGGAGGCUCAUGUCUCUGCAGCAGUCUGAAGGGGAGACGCUGACGGAGGACCACAAGUCCCUGGAUGACCCAGACAGGGUGCAGGCACUUGCAGGGGACCCACACCCACUUGAGAGCAGCAUCAAAGCCGGGACUGACUCAGAAGGAGCUGCACAGGCAGGCCUUCUGAGCAGGUUGAGGAGAGCACCUGAUGAAAGCAAGAAGAAGAAGAAGAAGGACAAGAAGAAUAAAGACCCAAGUGCCACAAAAAAGCCUAAAUCGGACAAGAAAGGGAAGAAAAAGGUCAAGCAGACCACAACUCCACCACCCACAACAACUCUGCCGCCCACCACAACAACAAUUCCUACUGAGCCGCCCACUGACCCAGAGGUAGAGUACUUUCCAGAUGUUGAUGAUUAUUGGAAAUCCGACUAUGACCUCUGGGGAGCUGUCUCUACACCAUCAGCACCCCAGGCUGAGACCCUUGCCACAAUUCUUCCAUAUGAUUAUUGGAACCCAGAGGGGGAAGACCCAGCUCCUCCAGUGACAGACGGCUAUGAUGACUACUGGAAGCCAGAAGAAAAAGACCUGCCUCCAUCUUAUUCUGAUGUCUAUCCUGACACAAGAAAACAAGAUGGGAGAGAACCGUACCCUCCUGCCACAGAUAACUAUGACAGUUACUGGAGGGAAUCUGACCCCACCCCCAGCAGCCCUGAUACUAAAGGCAAAACUGGAACAGAUGACAGCGACUACUGGGAUGCCACAUUUGAAGUGCCAGACAAUGCACCUUCUCCUGAUGGCAAAGAAGUUAGCCCUGAGGUGGAGGUUGAGGACGUUUUUCCAGAAGAACCCACUCCAGCUGCUCCUUUUGAGAAGACUUGGUAUGACGACUAUGAUGAAUACGGAGUGGCCAGGAAAGAAGAUGAAUUGGAUGAAAAGUGGAUGGAGAAAGAAAGAGAAAGAGCCAAGAAAGAAAGAGAAAGACAAGAGAGAGAAAGGUCGCAGAGGCUGAAGGAGGCAGAGGAACGAGCCAGGAACAGACCACGUAUCUUCAAGGAGCCAAAGAAAUGUCCUCCGCUGGGGAUGGAGUCCCAUAAGAUUGAGUCUGACCAGCUUUCAGCGUCCUCUAUGUCUCAGUAUCGUUUCGCGCCUCAGAGGGCGCGCCUCAACAUGCAGGGGUCUGAUGAGGAGGACAGCAUGAGGGGUGGAGCGUGGUGUGCAAACUCUGAGGACACUGUCCACUGGUUUGAGAUUGAUGCUCGCAAGGAGACAGAGUUCACAGGAGUCAUCACUCAAGGACGAGACUCCCUUACUGAGAGUGACUUUGUGACUUCCUACUUCCUGGCUUUCAGCAAUGACAGCAGAGAAUGGACCACCAUUCACGAUGGGUAUGCUGACUGGCUGUUCUUUGCAAACAGUGAUAAGGAAUCUCCUGUGAUGAACCGGCUCGCCGUGCCCGUGGUGGCUCGCUACAUCAGAGUCAUCCCUCAGAGCUGGAACGGCUCUCUCUGCAUGAGGCUGGAGGUUCUGGGCUGCCCCCUCUCUGAGCCAAGUGCAUUCUCAUACAGACAAAAUGAAGUAACUCCAGUGGAUUACCUGCAGUUUAGGUACCACAGCUACUCAGAGAUGGUUGCACUUAUGAAGUCAGUGAACGACGAGUGCCCCAACAUAACAAGUAUUUACAGCCUGGGACACAGCGCCAAGGGGCGGGAACUCGUGGCCAUGGUCCUCUCUGGAAACCCCACAGAGCAUGAAAUAGGUGAGCCGGAGUUACGGCUGACAGCGGGCCUACAUGGAAAUGAGGCAGUGGGAAGAGAAAUGCUCCUACUUCUCAUGCAGUAUCUUUGCAAAGAAUAUAAAGACAGAAACCCCAGAGCACAGCGCUUGGUGGAGGGAAUACGCAUCCAUCUGGUGCCGUCACUCAACCCUGAUGGACAGGAGAGGGCGUUUGAAGUGGGAUCAGAACUCAGUAGCUGGACGACUGGACACUUCACUGAAGACGGCUAUGACAUCUUCCAGAAUUUUCCUGACCUAAAUAACAUCUUGUGGGAGGCUGAAGAUAAGGGCAAAGUCCCCAAACUGACCCCCAACCAUCAUGUGCCCAUACCAGAAGACUACGAGACAAACUCUUCAAUUGCUGUGGAAACCAAAGCCAUAAUCUCCUGGAUGAAAACCAAUCCAUUUGUGUUGGGUGUGAACUUCCAAGGUGGAGAGUCACUUGUGGCUUAUCCUUAUGACAACUUACGUCUCAACAAACCCGCUGAGAGCCAGAAACCCCACAGGCGCAACAAGAGACAGUAUGAGGAUGAAGGUUUUGAUGGGACCGAAUGGGGAAGGGGCCACUAUGAGGAACCAGAGGACUGGAGGAGUCAGGGGCACACUCAGCCAGAGGAAGAGUGGCGCGGCCAAGGCUAUGAGCAUGGUUACGACCAGGGCUACGAGCAAACCUAUAACCAUGGUUACGACCAGGGCUACGAGCAAACCUACAACCAGGGUUACAACCAGAGGGAGGAAGAAGAGGAUGACAGAGGAAGGAGUGCUGGUCAUCAGUUUAGUGAGCCUGAAGAUGAACCCAGGGUGACCGCAGACGAGUCCUUCUUCAGGUGGCUGGCCAUUUCCUACGCCUCAACACACUUAACCAUGACGCACAACCACCACGGAUCCUGCCAUGGGGACACUCGCACAGGCGCCCUCGGCAUCAUCAACCGAGCCAAGUGGAGGCCAAUUACAGGCAGUAUGAAUGACUUCAGCUACUUGCACACAAACUGCUUGGAACUGUCGGUUUUCUUGGGCUGCGACAAGUUUCCUCAUCAAAGUGAACUGGCACAUGAGUGGGAGAAAAACCGAGAGGCGAUGCUUACCUUCAUGGAACAGGUGAAUCGAGGAAUUAAAGGCAUUGUGAAAGAUGAGCAGGGGAAUCCUAUUGCAAAUGCCACAAUCUCUGUAGAAGGGAUCAAUCAUGACAUUACUACAGCACCAACAGGGGACUACUGGAGGCUCCUCAACCCCGGAGAGUACCAGGUGACGGCUCGAGCUGAGGGCUUUUCCUCCAUGACUAAACUCUGCGUGGUGGGGUACGAACCAGGGGCCACCGCCUGCAGCUUUAACAUGGCCAAGUCCAACUGGGAUCGCAUCAAACAGAUUAUGGCUCUCCAUGGCAACAAGCCAAUCCGACUCAGCUACGGCAACAGCCGGACACAGAAUCCUGUGGGAUAUAUUGUCCCCAGACGUGUGCCUUUAGAUGUUGGUGAACCAGGCGUCGUGCUCACUGGCGUGCAGCGAAGGAGGCUGAGGCUGUACCGCCGUCGACAGCAGAGAAACAAGAAGCUAAGAGCAACGACGACAUUACCCCCCACAACCACCACAACACCCCCCACCACCGCAGAAACCAUCACUUCCUGGUACGACCCGUGGCCACUUUGGGAGGGACAGUCCUCAACUCACGGCGGGAUCACGGACUCUCCCCUGGAUUACAACUAUGAUUACAACAGUGAUUAAAGCAAACGUAUCAGGCUGAAUACAAGAAACAACCAAAUGCUACUAACUCUUCCCUGUCAUAUUGUACUUUAAGCUGUUUGCAAUGACAAGUAGUGAGAAUGUGGAAAUUUAAUUAUUGGAAAACUUUGUCACUUAAUAUUUUUUGAAUGACUUUAUAUAAGAAUGUUUCUGCUAGAAAAUUAGAAAAAUCGAACUUGUCUAGAAAUGUUCUGUUUUACUUUUGUUGUAAAUGAGAUUUGCUUCAAAAAAAGAUGUUUAUUUUCAACACUCAUAAAAAAGAAAACUGUAUUUACAUCACCUCAAGUGGCAGAAAUGCAGCUUGAUCAGCUGCUGCAUCAAGAGAAACGGUUUCUUCAGGCACGGAUGGUGUGCAAAUAAACUGUUAUCACACAA